Messenger RNA from Phaeoacremonium minimum UCRPA7, 1821 nucleotides. RefSeq lists its product as hypothetical. Gene Ontology annotation, molecular function: arylsulfatase activity. The coding region runs from base 1 to 1821 and encodes 606 amino acids. The record is from RefSeq and is a predicted model, not a curated record. The transcript has a single exon. Lineage: Eukaryota; Fungi; Ascomycota; Sordariomycetes; Togniniales; Togniniaceae.
AUGGCUGCCCAGAAACGCCCAAAUUUCUUAGUCAUUGUGGCCGAUGAUUUGGGCUUCUCAGAUAUCGCCCCUUUUGGCGGCGAGAUCAAUACACCGAACCUCGCCAAGUUGGCGAAGAAUGGAAUCCGCUUUACUGACUUUCACGCUGCGGCUGCGUGCUCACCAUCCCGUGCCAUGAUUAUGACUGGUACGGAUCAUCAUAUUGCUGGACUUGGAAAUCUUAUCGAGUGGACCAACAAAUCUGGGCAGAAUGACCCAAAAGGGGGGAUGUCAACGGCCGUGCAACGGGGUAUGCCAGGCUAUGAAGGUUACCUCAAUGAGAGAGUGGCGGCGCUGCCUGAGAUUCUCCGUGAUGCUGGCUAUCUCACUCUCAUGUCCGGCAAGUGGCAUCUCGGGCUGACCCCUGAGCGCAGCCCGAAGGCCCGUGGUUUUGAGAAAAGCUUUGCGCACCUACCAGCAUGCAGCAACCACUUUGCUUAUGAGCCGCAACUUGAGAAGAUGGACGAAAUUCCCGAGUUCAUGGAGAUGAGCUUCAUUGCCCUUCACAGUGAAGAUGGCGAGUAUGUGAAGAAACUUCCGAAGGGAUGGUAUUCGUCAGAUGGGUAUGGAGACAAGAUGUUGAAAUACCUGAAAGAACGUAAAGAGAGCGGGGAUGAGCGCCCAUUCUUUGGUUACUAUCCUUUCACUGCACCGCACUGGCCACUGCAAGCUCCCCAGGAGUACGUCAAGAAAUAUAAAGGAGUAUACGACGACGGUCCAGAUGCCCUCCGUCUCAAGCGGCUACAGCGUCUGAAGGACCUUGGUAUGGUGCCUCAGGACGUAGAACCCCAUCCAGUUGUGGCCGAUGAGGUCAAAGAGUGGAACGAAAUGAGCGCCGAGGAGAGGGCAAACUCAUGCAAGGCGAUGGAGGUCUUUGCAGCAAUGGUCGAGUGCAUUGAUGCGAAUGUUGGCAAGGUAGUCGACUACCUUGAGGAGACAGGAGAAUUGGACAACACAUUCAUUUGCUUCCUAUCAGAUAACGGUGCGGAAGGUGCAGCCUACGAAGCUUACCCCAUCGUUCAAGGCACGAUGAUGCAACAUCUCAAGAAAUACUAUAAUAAUAAGAUAGAUAAUCUUGGCAACUACGACUCAUUCAUCUGGUAUGGACCGCGAUGGGCGCAAGCCGCAACAGCCCCCAGCAGAUUGUAUAAGGCAUAUACGACAGAAGGCGGUGUCCGUGUACCGUUCCUCAUGAAGCCGCCCGUUGGGUGGGCACAAAAAGUCGAGCCAGGAAGCAUAUCACAUCAGUUUUCCACUGUGAUGGAUAUUGCACCAACGAUUCUGGAGAUGGCAGGUGUUGCACACCCAGCCCCCACGUAUCAGGGGCGCGAGGUGGUCACUAUGCGGGGCAAGUCCAUGGUUCCCUACUUAGAACAGGCAGCUCCAUCAAUUCACGAGAAAGAGUUCAUCAACGGCUGGGAGACCUGCGGUCGAGCUGCUGUGCGAAAGGGAGAUUGGAAGAUUGUGUUCAUCCCCAAACCAAAAGGGCCUGAGCGCUGGCAAUUAUAUAAUUUAGCUAAGGAUCCAGGCGAGAUUCACGACUUGGCUGAACAGGAACCUCAGAGACUACAAGAGUUAAUCAAGCUAUGGGACCAAUACGUUCUGGAGACUGGCGUGAUGCCACUGUCUCCUGAUCUAGGAAACUGGAUUGCGGCGAUGGAGGAGCAAAUGCCGGAAAACGCAUGGAUCGAAUACGAAUACUGGAAAGAGGGGGCGAGAGACGAUCCAGCCAAGUUUACCAAGAAAGUGCCUAGGUUCACUCGAGAGAUAAAGGCGAUGUAG